AUGGAUAUCAUUUUGGGCAUCAGAGUCAAAGACUCGGUCAUUGUCGCCACAUCAAAAGCGUUUACAAGAGGCAUCUCGGUCCUCAAAGACACAGACGACAAGACAAGAGUGCUCAACCAGUACAAUCUGCUGGCAUUCACCGGAGAGUCGGGAGACACGACGCAGUUCGCAGACUACAUCCAGGCCAACAUCCAGCUGUUCACAAUGAGAGAAAACACAGAACUGAAUUCCAAGGCGAUUGCGUCCUUUCUCAGACAGCAAUUGGCCACCUCGAUCAGAUCAAGAACGCCCUACCAGGUGCAGGUUUUGUUGGGAGGACUCCACAAGGGCUCCGAGCCAUUUUUGUCGUUGAUCGAUUAUUUGGGCACUCGGGUGGAUCUGCCGUACUGUGCCCACGGAUAUGCGGCCUUCUACACCAUGUCGCUGCUCGACCACCACUACAGACCGGAUAUGGCCCUCGACGAAGGCCUGAAAUUGCUCAAAUUGUGCCACGAAGAGCUCGUCAAGAGAAUGCCUAUCGAAUUCAAAGGGCUCUACGUGAAAGUGAUCGACAAGGACGGCAUCAGAGAUAUAGAUUUUUCCUAA
Ogataea polymorpha is the source of this 585-nucleotide messenger RNA. RefSeq lists its product as uncharacterized. Gene Ontology annotation, biological process: proteasomal protein catabolic process. Gene Ontology annotation, cellular component: proteasome core complex. Lineage: Eukaryota; Fungi; Ascomycota; Pichiomycetes; Pichiales; Pichiaceae. The transcript has a single exon. Bases 1 to 585 code for a protein of 194 amino acids. The record is from RefSeq and is a predicted model, not a curated record.